CCCAUCACAAGAUCAGUAUAUAUCGGCCAGAGCCGCAGAAGUCCCCCUGACGAGCUUUGCAUACUCAAACUAGGCUACAAAUCGCGCUCCUUCUGUGAUAUGAAAACGUGGUUUCCUUGCUCCUGCGUCAUCUCUUACUUCUCAUCUUCUUAUACUUAUUUCAGGUAAUGCACUCCUGACCCACGUGACUGCUGCCAGCACCCCUGCUCUGUCACAAACAACUUCAACUAGCGACGUGGCCUGUUUGCGCCUUGCUGCCUACACAAUCACUCAGUGCAGCACACAAGCUUACUUAGUCUACACCUGCAUAGGAUCGCCAAUGAAGAAGCUCCGGUCUUUCAUGUCCUUCUUGUACCUGCUAGGUUUCUUCUUCAUGAUUUACAGAAUGGAAACUGCUGCAAUGAGGGGAUCGUCUUCGGGCUCCACCACGGAAACAGGCCUUCGUGAAUCUUCCAAGAAGAACAAACAGGCUUCAGAGCAAAAUUCUGAACGGCGUAAAAGAACCAAGCCUGAUGACAGUUGGGAAAGGAACGACAGACAAUGUUAUCAUCUGCGGGUUCACAUGAAGGCAAUCUUGUCCAAGAAUCGUCGAUUAACAGAGAAAGCUUGCGAGAAUAGGUGCAAAGAAUCACUAGAUUCUCAUUCAACUGCGUUCCACAAUCAGGCUACACAAUGGAAAACUGAAAAUUGCUAUCAAUCGAAACUCUGCGUGGCUUCGAGGAACAUUAGCAUGAUUGCACCUGUAUGUGCUGCAGAGCAAGCCAUGGCUAAUCCUGUCUGUCAUUUGGCAGAAUGUGCAUGUGCAGCCACAGUGAACAUUUGGCGUAUAAAGCAGUAUGGUAACGGAGAUGCUGCUUGGAUUGCCAUGGCUCUAGGGCAAAGUCAACGACAGCCAGGUGAGCGCGCAAGUCCGAAUUGUAGCCCCAGGAAAGUGCUUAUGAUGAAGCCGUUUGCGAUGCCCCCGUGGCAGGUGCUCUCUUCAGCUAUUGUGCAAGUCAACCUCAGUUGCUCCAAACUUUUACCUGAAGAAACGAGAUGUGACUGCAAAACCAAUCUUGAAGGCACUUGUCGAUCCAUCACCAUCCACCCAACCUGUCGAUGCGCGAGACCAGAUGGGGCUUGUCAAUGUACGGCGCGAGAUGGUCAAUCUUCAGAUGGCACUGGAGGUGUGGCCCUGACUUCAGGUACAGCUGACGGAUCCGCGUCCUUUCAAGAAUUGUACGAUCAAGUAGAGGCCUAUUUGAACGCUCACGGAUGGAAUUAGACUCGUGGCAGUUCAUGCGGCCCCAGUGCGCCCAGAGUCAG
This is a messenger RNA of Protomyces lactucae-debilis, 1305 nucleotides long. RefSeq lists its product as uncharacterized. Lineage: Eukaryota; Fungi; Ascomycota; Taphrinomycetes; Taphrinales; Protomycetaceae. The record is from RefSeq and is a predicted model, not a curated record. The coding region runs from base 320 to 1264 and encodes 314 amino acids. The transcript has a single exon.